AUGAUUCUCAUUCACACUCUUCUCAGCUCUGUGGCCCUUGCAGAUCUUUCAGCUGCUCUUGGGACACCUACUCAGGAGUCUACCAUCUCUACACGAGCAGCUCCUUUCGUUCCCGGCGGCAAAAAGGCUGGAUCUGCUGGUGGUAACGCUGUGCCAUUCUGGAAAGACCAUCUUGGCUGGUGGUACGACUGGACCCCUAGGCCAACUUCUGUCCCUGGCGUCACUAGCGUUUCCAUGCUAUGGGGAAGCGGCCAGAACGGACCCAAUGACGCAAAACGAUUCUCCGAAUUUGGCAACAUGCAGGAAACGCCCGCAUACCUCCUUGGUUUCAACGAGCCUGAUUGCUCGGGCCAGGACACUUCGGCGAAUAUGGGCGUCGCCAACGGUGUGGACCUCUGGAACAGAUUGAUCGUUCCCAGGGGCAACCAAGGCGCUCUUCUCGGCAGUCCUUCCAUGUGCAUGCAGAUGGAUGAGAAGUGGCUCAAGCAGUUCAGUACUGCUGAUCUGUCCAAGCCAUGGGACUUUACCACCAUCCACGUAUACAAACCGGAUAUGACUGGUGUCCAAGCCGACAUCGACUAUUACUGGAAAACGUACGGCAAGCCUAUCUGGGUCACCGAGUUUGGUUGUGUUUACGAUCAGAACAACUUCACGCCUUGUUCUGGCCAGGGACAGAUUAACAAAUGGAUUGCCAACGUCGUUGAUCUGUUUGAGAAGAACGAACAUGUGGCGGCGUAUGCGUACACCGAUGGUGGUGGUCUUGGUCAGGCUUGGUUGCCUACUACUGAUGGUGGGAAGAAGCUUUCUCAGCCUGGUCAAGCGUAUCUAUCUGCCAUUAGCAAGUAUCACUAG
Fusarium venenatum is the source of this 852-nucleotide messenger RNA. RefSeq names its product glycosyl hydrolase catalytic core-domain-containing protein. Lineage: Eukaryota; Fungi; Ascomycota; Sordariomycetes; Hypocreales; Nectriaceae. The record is from RefSeq and is a predicted model, not a curated record. Gene Ontology annotation, cellular component: fungal-type cell wall. Gene Ontology annotation, biological process: fungal-type cell wall polysaccharide metabolic process.